Perca flavescens (yellow perch) is the source of this 3145-nucleotide messenger RNA. It is a transcript of the gene mgat3b, whose product is annotated as beta-1,4-mannosyl-glycoprotein 4-beta-N-acetylglucosaminyltransferase b. Gene Ontology annotation, cellular component: membrane. The coding region runs from base 890 to 2851 and encodes 653 amino acids. The record is from RefSeq and is a predicted model, not a curated record. Gene Ontology annotation, biological process: N-acetylglucosamine metabolic process. The transcript has 6 exons. Gene Ontology annotation, molecular function: beta-1,4-mannosylglycoprotein 4-beta-N-acetylglucosaminyltransferase activity. NCBI's taxonomy places the organism in Eukaryota, Metazoa, Chordata, Actinopteri, Perciformes, Percidae.
CCACCACCUCCUCCUUUCAUGUCUGAUCGAAAGGGAAGCUGAUGAAGAAGUAAACGAGAAUAGGGCAGCAGCAGCAGCAGGAGGGGGGGUCUUAUUUUCUUAUGAGCGGAAAAGGCGUCACACCGGGCGCAGAGCGCAGCGCGCAGGACGUAAAGCGAGGAAGACGCAUCACGGCGAGGGAGAUAGAAAAAGACAGAGGGAGGAGGCGCCAGCGGAUCGUAAAUACGACAGAAAACGGCGAGUAGGACGGGCAGAAAGCGGCGACCACCCUCUCCACCGCCGACCCCCGUGUCCCUCCUCAUCUCUCCAUCUCCAUCCCUUUUCUGCGCCGUUAGCUCAUCCCUUCGCGCAACCAAAGCAGCCCGGAUUUUUUUUUUUCUUCUUGAUUUUAAUCUCUUUUUUUUUUUUUUUUUUUUUUUUUUGUGGACAAACCUCUGCUCGGUCUAUCGUAGAAUUUUAAAACACCGGAGGCAAGCGAGGAGGCUGUGCCAUAGGCUACGAGCGACGGGAUCCACCGUAGGUCCUGCUCGGGACGAUCAUCGGCGCAACCAAUUCGGUGGAUAAAACCGGAGGGGGUGGGGGGUAUGGGGGGGUAGAUGACUGUCGAGUAACCCGGCUGAAGCACACAGAGAGAGACAGAUAGAUAGAGAGAGAGAGAGAGAGAGAGACCCCGGCCCCCGGUUAUCACGGAGACUCCAGCAUCAUCAGUGCGAUGGCAUAGCGGCUUCUGCAGCAAAGCUACCAGAUCAGCAGGGCUCUCAUCCAGCAUGAACCUCUGAAAGACAUCCGACACAGGCACAGAUGGGCAGCCUCGCAGGGGAGAGGAAGGUUGCGACAAAAGACUGGCAACGACUGGUGACAUGAGCACAUUGGAAUAAUUUCUACAAUCAUGUCUUGGCUUAGAGGUACCUGGGCCUCCCUGAAUCCACAGAAAGCACCCACACGAUGCCUGCGGUUACUCUGUUUGAUGAAAAUGCGGCGGCACAGGGUGUUCUUGUUCUGCACAGUGGGCCUGUGCGUCAUCUCCUUCCUCCACUACUACAAGGCCCUCCACUACGUCUCCCUGCUGCGCGAGCUCUCCGCCCCGUACCCCAACAUCAAGUCCUUCAUCAUGGUCACUGGCUUCUUCUGGAGGGAGAAAGGUGUGGCCAGCACCCCGAUAAGCCCCGCCUCCCCCGAAGAGGCCCCUCCCCUACCUGUUCUCCGUCCGUCAGACCCCAAAGCUAGAGCCGUGGCGGGCGCUGGGGGAGGGGGAGGGGGAGGAGGAGGAGGAGGAGGUGGAGGGAUGGGCCUGGGGAUUGGGGGAGUCUUGGUUGGAGGUGCUGGGAUCGUUGGCGGCGCAGGCCCGGAGAUGAAGAUAAGGGGGGAACCGGCGCCCCCUCACCCUUGGGAGAACAUGGUGGAGCACCAGAGGGGAGACACGCUGAAUGAGGGGAGAGCUGAAGACCAGUUGAAGCAGCAAAAUCCCAACCACCUAGCCGGGCCCAACCUCCCAGAGGUCCCAUUAAUGGGAAAAGAUCACCGGCACAAGAUUGUAUUGCCUGAUCCCUUAGAAAUAAUGGGUGACCUCCACACUGUCAAACACAAGCUUCAAGAUGACACAACAUCUUACUUUAUCCAAACCAAAGUUGGAGCCCGUUGUUUUAAGCAGGGGACUGAGGUGGCUACCCAAAAGGAGUACUCUGGGAAAUCAGGGGGGUCUGUGGCUAAUGGAGUAGGGGAUGGUGCUCGAGCAGCUGGGCAAAGGAAACCUCUGGAGGUCCAGCAGCAGCCCUCCAUAGCUCCAAAACCCAAGACCAAGGUCAGGGGCAACGGGAAGCGGCUGGUAAAGUGUGUAUGUCGGCAGGGAUGGCAUGGACCUUACUGUGGGGUUCCCACCAUGGUGUAUCACUCCAAUUUGCCCACCAAGGAGCGGCUGACGCCCAGAGACACCCCGCGGAGGGUGAUCAACGCCAUCAACGUUAACCACGAGUUUGACCUGCUGCAUGUACGCUUUCGUGAGCUUGCCCAAGCAGUUGAUCUUUUCCUCGUCUGUGAAUCCAACUUUACUGCCUAUGGAGAGAGACGGCCUCUGAGUUUCCUGCGGCUCCUUCGCAAUGGUACGUACGACUACAUACGUCACAAGAUCCUGUACGUGUUCCUCGACCACUUCCCGGAGGGCGGUCGGCAGGACGGCUGGAUCGUCGAUGACUACUUGCGUACCUUCCUGACACGGAAUGGCUUGUCCAGGGUGGUGGGCAUAAGAUCGGACGACGUCUUCGUCAUCAACGACGCGGAUGAAAUCCCAGCACAUGAGGGCCUCCUUUUCCUCAAGCUGUUUGACGGCUGGACGGAGCCUUUCGCCAUCCACAUGCGCAAGUCCCUGUAUGGUUUUUUCUGGAAGCAGUUUGGCUCCCUAGAGGUAGUAUCAGGCUGCACAUUGGGGAUGCUCCGCGACGUCUAUGAUGGCGACGGCAUCAAGCUCCGCCGACGCGAAUACUACACCAUGCCGGGUUUCCGAAAGUACGAGAACGACACGGGCCACAUCCUGGUGCAGUGGUCGGUGGGCAGCCCCUUCCACUUCGCCGGGUGGCACUGCUCCUGGUGCUUCACGCCCGAAGGGAUCUACUUCAAGCUGGUGUCAGCUCAGAACGGAGACUUCCCGCGGUGGGGUGACUAUGAGGACAAGCGUGACCUCAACUACAUCCGCGAACUGAUCCGGACGGGGGGCUGGUUUGAUGGCUCUGUGCAGGAAUACCCCCCUGUGGACCCCAAAGAGCACAUGUACGCCCCCAAGUACAUGCUGGAGAACUAUAAAAGGUACCACUACCUACUGGAGAACCCUUACAAUAAAAAAUACCAGACUGGGUGAGGGCUAGAAGUUCAGCGAGGAAAAGAUCCGCGAAAUAACUAAUAGGACCCAAAUAUGGCCUCAGCAUUGAGUUUUGAGGGGGGGGGCAGAACGGUGUUGAUGAACAACAUUUCUCAUUGGAGUGAUGCGACAUGUAUCUCCACCAGGCAGCACUGACGUUGUAGGGACUCAAAAUCUCUUAAAGUCAUUAUUUUGGGGUCAAAAAAGGGAACACUGAAUCGCAUCCAUCAUGGAUUUACGGCCAGAUAUCAUUGAGAGGUUACAAACACUGGAUAAACAAAAUCAUGCAUUUUC